This is a messenger RNA of Sordaria macrospora k-hell, 1398 nucleotides long. RefSeq lists its product as uncharacterized. NCBI's taxonomy places the organism in Eukaryota, Fungi, Ascomycota, Sordariomycetes, Sordariales, Sordariaceae. The record is from RefSeq and is a predicted model, not a curated record. Gene Ontology annotation, cellular component: cytoplasm; nucleus.
AUGCUCAUCGGUGGCACGUUGAAGGACAAGAAGCAACUUGGUGCCCUCGCCAAAUUAGCCAGGACGUCGGGCCGUCUCUGCUCUUUUUACGAGCAGCAACUUUACAAAGGAAAGAACUGCAGCAACAUGAUACGCGCUUUUAUGUGGGGAGCGAGUAUGGGUUCUAUUCCUGUCAUGAAAACCGCAAACGGAUGGGGCGCAGACCUCGACACCCGGACCGAUCUUGACUGCCACAGCCCUUACGCUCCUUGCCGCAACACGAAGGGUACAGCAUUACAGUUGACCAUCAGAGUAAAGCAGAACGACGCCAUGCAGUGGCUAUUGAAGCAGGGCGUUCUAGUGGAUGUGCCUAAUAAGCCGGCCCGCAACAUGUGCCAGUGCGAUGGGGGCUGGGACAGACGUGAGAUCUGGGCUUCCACUCUUCACAUCGCUAUUUGCACUGGAAAUCUGAACGCGGUCAAGUCACUACUCCGGGUUUGGCGCGAAGGAGUAGCGGCGUUGGAGUACUCUCAAAAGUUCGACCAUGAUCUCAUCUUGCACACGGCAGUGUGCCAGGCAUUCCGUUACCACAGCGUCGAAAUUCUAGAUUUCGUACUCAAAAACGUCAUGAUCCGCAAGUCAAUCGACGGAUUCAAGCCCAACUCUCAGGGGGGUUGUACGCCUCUCGCGAUGGCCUUGCUCCGUGGUGGCGCAUAUUACGCGCAUUGCAGCACGAAGAGCAUUCUUGCCUCUUUGGUCAAGGCAGGUGCAAGCUUGGGACCAUACCCUCCCGCCUCCUACCGGGCUGGCAUAUCCCCUCUCAUGGACGAGAUUGAGCGAGGACACCUACGAACGAACGCGAGAUACCUGCUCCAACUGGGUUGUGAUCCAAACGGCGACCGACCUGAUCCAGUCACUCAAGACUGGGAAAGCCCACUGCACGUCUAUAUCAUCCCGCAACACGAGAAUAGAUCUUUCCGCCCGCCUCAUGUACCAUCCAUCCUGCCACAGUGGCAGGGUCAAAGCCGCCGCGAGAUAAAAGCCUUCAUCGUUGUACUUCUUAAGUACGGGGCGUCCCUCGACAUCACCGAUUCCGACGGAUACUCUCCUCUGGACAAUGUGCUCAGCUACAUGGAGCCAUUUCUCACGCCUGGUUUCAGAAUCCUUGGCUUCAAGUUUGUGAAGUUCUUGCUAGCAAAUGUUACGGAUAAGGGCAUCUCGGAGCAAUCCAUGAGAAGAGCGGAGGACGUUAUGGCGACGAUGAUUCAGGACUUGCGGGCUGAGCAUGCGACACACGACCUGUCCUACGAUUACGAAGGUCCACUCCAAGAACACCAUUUGGGAGUCUGGGGUGAGGAGGAAGUGGUUGAAGAGGAACCUGCGCCAAUCCUUUUUGGGAUGGCAUUCAUGGACGCGUGA